CAAUAUCUCGUGCGCUCUCCGACUCUGUGAACAAAAACUUGCUCUCUGCGAGUAAACAAGAGCGUAAUAUGUGCGCUCUCUGAGUGCAAAGAUGACAGCGUAUAAAUAUCAUUUUUAGCUGUUUGCCGACGUUCAGUUGAAAUAUACUGCUCGUUGAGUUUAGUCGAAGAGCGCAUUCGCAUUGCGCAAACUAACGACACAAUCACAAAAAUAAAAAAAUUGGAACGCGAAUUACAAAAUAUAUCUAAGAUAUUACAACUUAUGUUGUAAAGCAAAUAAGAACACCGAACAUAAAGUGCAAACAAGUUAAACGUGUAUUUCGCAAGUCUCAAGUUUAACUCAACUCGACUCGUCAGUUUUCUCUGUGGCUUGAGUGAGUGGCGUGUUUUUACGUGACCAAUAAGAACAGAAGAACGAUAAUCGACAUUUGCAAGUGCAACAAAAAAGCAAUACCCAACGCAUUUGUUUAUAUCAUAUUUCUAAACAAAUAUACAAAAAAGCAACAAAUACGAAUUUCACUUUUUUAAUGAGUCUCUAAAAAAGACGCAAAACGACGAAUACAAGCAUACAAUUACGCUCAUGCUCACACAUAUGAAGACGAUUUGUGGAGACUCGUAUCGCAUGUAAGUGUGUGUACGUGUAAUUUCAUGGGAGUGUAUUAGUGAGCUCUCCCCUCUUUUUGCGUUGAGCAGCAACGACGUACAGGCAGGCACAAAAAAUAAUACUUUUUGGCGCCAAAACUUUGACAGUUCGCUAAGUCGCAAAUUCGCAAAAACAAGUAGGCAGAAAAAGCUGUCCCAAAACACACGAUACAAGAAAAAACGAAAGAACGAAUAAAAAUAAAGAAUAAAUCAAAUAAACCACGCAAACAAAAGUGCAACAACAAAGACAAUAACAACAUGGUCAGCGCACGUACGCUCCAUCCAGCAAUUCGAAGCGAGUUCUGCACGAUGAUGGCCAGCCCAGCCGUCAGUCGCAAUUCACCCUGCAUCCGUCAAUUGGAUCGUAUCAAACGCAAUCUGUUUGGUACAGAGCAGACACCGCUAAUAGAAAACAAAACCAACUUCUUUAGCGCUGAGCUGGAAAUUCGACAGGAGCGCGCCUCACAGAAGUGGUGCUUUGAUUUUCGCGCAGAUCGCCCGCUGUCCACAAAUGGCACCUAUAAUUGGGAACGCGUCAGUACGCAAGAAUCGACUUUUGCACCACAGAUGUACACACUCACCCGUGCCGCCCAUGUACGUCCCAUUGCCGCUGGCCCGGCCAGUGAUAUGGAUGCGUUGUUGGAUGAACGUGCCGAUCGUGAGAAUUUGGCGAAUUCCUCGCUGGACUCGAACACUGAUACCGAGUACGACUCGCAGGAUGACUCGCUGACGUUCAACAGCAGCAGCAAUGUGGUGGCGUCCACCUCUGCAGCCGCGUUGACCGCCUCCGUCUGCUCCUCUUCCUCCACUAGUGCAACCUGCAGCUCCCCCGCGCAGCAACGCAAGCGACAGCUUAAAAUCACAGAAUUUAUGAAGGAGCGCAAGCGACUGGCACAGGCGCCCAAGAAAAUCUCACCCGCCAAACGUUUGCGCUUCUGCUCCGGCAGCAGUAGCAGCAACAUGAGCGCCAGCUCCUCUGGAUGCUCGCUUAAGCGCACGCGUCACAACUAAAUCAUCAACAGCGGCUGCACAGCGGGCAAACAGAAAACACUCAAUUUGCAAUUUGUAAUUUUAAUUUUAAUUUUUUACUACACUGCAAAGGGCAACAUACGUAUUUUUUUACAAACAAACACACAAAACCUAAAACACACCAAUACAUUUCUAUGGCGUAUAUUUUAAGUAGUUUUCACAUUGCAUUUUUUUACACAUACAAAAUUAACUACUCAUUUUUGUGCAGUGCAAGGGCGAAAGUUGCGAAUAUUAACAUAUAGUUUAACUAGUUUAUAUGCCAGUUACUACAACCAGUACUAGUACUAGAACAAAAUAGUUACUAAGCAUUAGCUAAGUAGUAUCGAGCUAUAUGAAACUUAUUAGAUUUCUCUAGUGAGAAAUGCCAUAAACUAAGUGAUUAGUUCUUAACAACAACAACAACAACAACAAACACUACUACAACAACAAAAAGAAUUCGAAAUAACGUAAACCAAAAUUUAGAAGGAGUCGGAAACCCUUGAGACAUCUUUAAUGAAAAAUACAUUUUGAAUACCAUCCUUAACUUUGAAUUAUAUAAGCUACUAACUACACUAAAUUGUAAAUUAUAUCUUUUAAAUUUUACCAGCAACUUGAGAGUUCC
This is a messenger RNA of Drosophila hydei, 2271 nucleotides long. RefSeq lists its product as uncharacterized. Lineage: Eukaryota; Metazoa; Arthropoda; Insecta; Diptera; Drosophilidae. Bases 900 to 1652 code for a protein of 250 amino acids. Gene Ontology annotation, biological process: regulation of cell cycle. The record is from RefSeq and is a predicted model, not a curated record. The transcript is spliced from 3 exons. Gene Ontology annotation, molecular function: cyclin-dependent protein serine/threonine kinase inhibitor activity. Gene Ontology annotation, cellular component: nucleus.